CUGUACUUGUGAAGAGUUUUGUGAUGAAUGUUCGGUCGGAUUAACAUUGGAUGUAAAAUGUAUAGAUGAACAGACGCGUCAUGUGACCACGCGUGAUCUUGUUUCUUCAAAUCCGCAAGUCGUUCCGGUGGGUGUAGCUUUCUUUUGUUUAAAGGACAUUGGCAAUAAAAAAUUAGUUCUUAAAAUUGUUUAUAUCUUGCUUAGUUUUAAAACCAGAGAACUAAAUAUUUAAGGUUACAGAACAGCUUUGAGUGUUCAUUUUGCCUAAGAUUUUUUUAUUGGUUUCAAUGAAAGCAUUAGACUAGUUCUACUAUCUGACCAAGUUUGAACGAAAAAUGUUGAAAACUCGCAGAGUUAUUUAGUAAAAUACAUUUCGCUGCAAUAAGAAAAACAUUGAAAAUGUAAUAUCCAAAUUGAAUUUUCUCCCGAAAAAUUUUACGGUAAUUACUGAUUUUCAAACGAGUUGUGCUCCUGCAUGCGGGUUUUAACCAAUUUUUCUCAAAUUUUCACAGCACAUAGCUAAAUACGUCAGUUUCAAAAUUGUGUUCGGCUUUUUUUUAAUUAUGGAUAUUUUAAAAAUAAAGAGCAAUUCACUCAAACAAUUCAGAAAUAUAUUGCAGUCGUCAAAGAAAUCGCCAUAUCAGCGGAUGAUGAAAUAAACAAAAAUUUCCGAACACAAUUUUUUAGAACAACUAUUUUACUGUGUAAAAAUAAUAUUUUCAUAAAUACAACUUAAAACCAUGGGAGCACAACUCAAAAGCGUAAAGGUACCGCGAUUUAAGAUUUUCCUGAAUAAUUCUUACAUUAUUCUAUUGUUUGUUAAUUUUACAACUUUACCAUAUCUUGCAUGCACUGGAGAACAUUUGGUGAAAAUGUGAUGAAAAUCGGACUGAUAUUGAGCGCGCAGUAGCGAUUUUCCGCAAAACGCCAAAAAGGGUAUCCUGUAACCUUAAAAAGCAGAGAACGUCUAUACAAACUUAUUAAUUAUUAGUUGUACAGGUCUGAGCAAACAAGUUGUUACAAAUCUGCUCACAAGCUGUCGACAAGUUGUGUUCGUACUGCUUGUUCCCAGUUGUUGUAACAAGUUUGGAACAAGCUGUUAACAACUUGUAACAAGCUUGAUGGCAUUAUCAGACUUGUUACAAGGUUGUUCUAACAAGUCUGAUACAGUCAUGAUAUUACAAGAAUGUUACAAGGUUGACGACACAAGGUUGCAACAAUAUUGUUAUAUCAUGACUGUAUCGGACUUGUUGGAACAACCUUGUAACAUGUUUGAUAAUAUCAACAAGGUUGUUACAAGUUGUUAACAGCUUGUUCCAUACUUGUUGACAAUUUGGGACAAGCAGUGCGAACACAACUUGUUGGCAGACUUGCUACAAGAUGUGAGAUUUUUCGUGUGUAAUAUUAGGCAGCGUUUACACUGUACCGUUGUCGUAGCGUUCUCGUAUUGUUCGAGAGAACUAGAUUAUUGUCUUGCGUUCCCUUGAGGAUUAAGAACAAUACGAGAACGCUACGAAAACGGUACAGUGUAAACGCUGCCUUAGAGACCUUAUAAGCGGUUUGACGGCAAACGUCAAACGACUAAGAAGUUUUGGAUUUUACAACUCUAUUAUAGCAGCUUUUACACCAGUUUUGAAAUAUAUUGCAGAAUUAUUAAACUUGUGGUACCUGUAUUUAUAGCAUUGAUUUAGCAAUGUCCAAUGAAGUUAAGAUUUGGCGUUUGAAGUUGACGUUUGGCGUAUAUAAAUUUCAUAUACUUGAACUGCUACGAGGGCUUGUAGUCGUUAAAGCAUGAAAUUUAUACGCCAAACGUCAACUUCAAACGCCAGAUCCUGAUUUACUGCUUUGGUGAAUACAUGACUAGUGGUUAAUUUGCUUUCUUAAAUCAUUGCUAAAUAGCACGAGUUUAAUAAUUCUUUAAUAUAUUUCAAAACUGGUGUAAAAGCUACUAUUAUAUAAUAGAGUUGUAAAAUCAAAAACUUCGUUAGCAGUUUGACGUUUGCAACGAAUAAAUAUGCUAUACAUUUCCAUAAAAUAUGAUUGAAUACCGAAAAUAACCGAGUAACCUGGUCUUAUACAAUUUUCAGGCAACUUCCAGAGAUGAUAAUGAGGCAGGGGAUGAGAAAGGUAUGCUUAAAAAAUUAAACAAAUAAUAUAAAUUAUAAAUCUACAGUCUUCUGUCGUUCAUAAAAAAAACUAAAGGUAUAAUUUUUCCGUAGAUAUCUUGAUAGUGAAACUUCGAAAAGGACAGGUAUGGCUACCAUAAUGUUACCCGAAUUUUAGACGGCAACUCGUUGACAUCUCAACAAGUGGCUGUCGGAAAUUCAGGCUGCCAUUAAUGUUGUUUUGUCUAAAACAAGGCAGAUUGUAAAUCUCAGUUUGGAUUUUAUUGCUGUCGGAAUGAUUUGCAUAUUUUAUAUUCUUCAUUUUAACAGGAACUGAAGUUGCGUGCUUUUGCAAAGAAAGUAAGUACAACCAGUUCUGCUGUUAAGUAGUAAUGGUCCAAACAUCUUUUAUAAUGGAGAACUUGCAUGUUAUAGACUAAAUUUUAAUCUAAGUAAAGAGAAGGGAAUCAAACACCACAGCUGAAAAGAACAUUGCAAAAUUUCGUUGCGAAAUGUUGUAAAAUUAACUUUGAAACAAAUGAUAGCGAUAUUAAUUUUAUUUUAUUACAACGACGUUUCGAUGCUGCUUGUAUCAUUUUCAAGUUAAAACUUGAAAAUGAUGCAGAAGCAUCGAAACGUCGUUGUAAUCGGCUCAAAAGUGGAGUAACAAUUUCCGCACGUAAUACAAAAAUAUACAAAAUAUGCAAACUUCGCAAGGCUAUAUUUUCCGUAUUUUACAAUAUUUUGUAACCAAAUUUUGCAAUUUUAAGAAGUUCUUUACGGGAAUUUACUUUUUUUGCCUAGAUCAAAAAUUAGUCUAACAUGCAAGUUCAAAGUUGUCUAUUGAAAUUGAGUCCAUCUUAUUUUCAAACCAAUUUUUUUCCCAUUGUUUUUACAUUUUUAGGGAUUUGCCAAAGAACACGCGAAGUGGAAUCCCACAGCAGGCGUGGCGUUUGAAUACGAUCCUGACAACGCCUUAAGACAUACGACAUUUCCCAAGGUGGAGGAAUGGUGAGAUAUCCCUUAUUAGACGGUUUUAGAUAACAAGACGCGGACGUCAAGAGGACGUGGAUGUCGUCAUUUGGCGCCAACUAUCGUCAGCUUCUAGUUUGCGACGUCGUCUUGGACGAUUUCACGACGCGAAAAUACAAUUUUCACGUCCUCUCUAGAACGUCACAGAUUUUUGCUUCUUUUGAAAAAAAUAUGAGACUAUGCAUAAUAAAAAUCAUCCUAUUUUGUUCCCCGUGUAUUGUUUAAUGAUACUAGCUAAAGUUUUUCCAUUGACAAGGUUGUUUUUCUUGUAUUUCGCUAAAUUUUAGACGAGUUGAUUUUCGACAAAUACUUUCGGUCGCCAUAAACAAAUCAACAAAACUGCAAGCAUUGUUAAUAAUCACUUCAAUACCGCUAGUAAUCUUCACCAAAACAAAUAUUUUAGAACAAACUAAACUAAAGUUAUAUUAACAACUAUUUAAAAUCAGGAAAACGUGGGAAAAUAGAAAAAUAAAAGCACUUAAAAGCAGUAAAAACUCAAUCAAUUUUAGUUGCUCUGUCACAACAGUGCAAAAAGUAGGACAUGCAAAAAAACGCUUUCCAGCGUGAAAAACUAUCGUAAACAGUAUUAAAUUUUACCGAUAUAAACACUGAUGCUAUAUUUAUACUGAACAGUUGACAAACUUGAUUGAAUAGGCUACAAUUAGCUCGUAAACAAUACUUGCAGCUGUUGUAUUUAUUCCAAAUGAUGCAACAAAGUUCACUUUUCAAAAUACCAAAAAAUAACCCUUUUUUCUAAAAAAAACUUAUUGAAUGUCCAUACUAAUUCAUCAGGAAACACUUGCCCAGUAUUAUAUAGCCUUUUCUUGCACAUAUCUUGACAACUGAUUGAAAACAAUACAGGAAUGAACAGGUAACAAGAAAACAAAAAUUUGCUUCGAAAAAGACAAACAGCCGUCCCAGAUUAAAACCCGGAAGUGAACGCGAGGUGCAUACGUCAUUUUCACGUCCUCUUGACGUCCGCGUCUUGUUAUCUAAAAGCGUCUAAUAUCCAUUGGUACACCCAUUCACCAUCGUAUUUCCAUCAUCUUCACAAGAUGGCAUCAACUAUUCCGCUGACCUCAGAAUGACAUUUCGUCAAAACUUUUUUCUUCAAGAUUGGUUUAGAAACAAAUUUGGAGUAGGGUUAGGUUAGGGUUAGGGUUUGGGUUAGAGUUGGUGUUUGGAGUAGGGUUAGUGUUAGUAAAACCGUUGCUUUGUUACGUUUUGUCACUCUGAGGCCAGCAAAAUAAUCUCUUCCUCACAAAAUUGACGUUGAUUUUAUCUUCCGAAGAUUGAGCCAAAAAGUGCCAAAGCUUCAUUCUAGCAUUUCUCUUUAAAAUUUUUAGGCCAAAAAGUGAAUACACGCAAUUGGAAGAGGACGAAUGUGAGUAUAGAACUUGUUUUGUUUUGUUUUCAUGGAAACAUCAACCUAGUACCGAGUCUCUGGCUAAUACCCAGUACUUCCCAAUAGUAUAGCCAAAGAUUAGAUAUUAUAUAAUACCUUAUUGAAUUCUGAUCGUUUAAUUGGCUGUUUAUGGUCACGUGAUACUGAAUAGAAAAUUCCAUUUCCCAAGAGUGCAAUGGAAUACGUUCCAUUGCACUCUUGCGAGUGCAAUUGUACUAUACGUUUUAUUCCAUUGCACUCUCUGUGCCUUCGAUAAAUCGCA
Paramuricea clavata is the source of this 4804-nucleotide messenger RNA. The record is from the annotation of a GenBank genome assembly. Lineage: Eukaryota; Metazoa; Cnidaria; Anthozoa; Malacalcyonacea; Plexauridae.